This is a messenger RNA of Solea solea (common sole), 2669 nucleotides long. It is a transcript of the gene hgfac, whose product is annotated as hepatocyte growth factor activator. Lineage: Eukaryota; Metazoa; Chordata; Actinopteri; Pleuronectiformes; Soleidae. Gene Ontology annotation, cellular component: extracellular region. The transcript is spliced from 15 exons. The coding region runs from base 520 to 2328 and encodes 602 amino acids. The record is from RefSeq and is a predicted model, not a curated record. Gene Ontology annotation, molecular function: serine-type endopeptidase activity. Gene Ontology annotation, biological process: zymogen activation; blood coagulation.
GUUAGUGAUAAUUAGCAACACCUACGCAUGUACACGAAGAUUUCAUUUCAUUUCUUAUAUGAAUUUAGCGAACAACUAGAAUUCAAAACCUUAAAAAGUCGGUAUUAGGUUAGGACUAAAGUAAUUUCACGAGGAGUAACGUAACGAGAUGCCCGGACCAGGACCCUGCCGGCCCCCGCCUCUGUUUCAGUCUCCGGAAAGUUUCCUCUCUCUUUCCUCCGUCUCUUCCUAACUGUUAAACCGUGGGCGGACAAGGAGCCGGGGAACACCAGCUUUUUCAUGCAGCAGGGUAAAGGAUGCCUCACCGAUAGAUAGCCAAGCCUAAUGACGCAACGGGUUUACUCAAUCCAGCAGAAUAUUGUGAGGGACAGGAUUAUACAUGCAGGGUUUCCUAUGACCAAAAGCAGACUGAGGACUCAGAAACUUACAGAUAUAACGUGACAGUUCCUUCACAUCCAGUUUUAAGGAAACUACCUUCUCCUCCGCACACCAGCUGAGCCACCGAUGCAAACUUGAAUCAUGACAUUGAUUGCGUUACUGUUUUUACCCUGUGUUUUCAGUGCACACACGCGCAUGUUAGUCCCUGGAUAUGAAGGAGCCACAGACACGCACAGAGAGAGCCGCAAAGUUCUGACGACAACAGACAAAGAAUGUAAAUUCCCAUUUCGUCAGGGUGGCAGGCUUCACCAUCACUGCAUCACGGUCCUGUCGUCACAACCAUGGUGCUCUCUCACUCAUAAUUUUGAUCGGGACCGAAAGUGGGGCUACUGUGCACCAGAGAAAAGUCAACCAAAUGUUUCUGACCACACACCUCGCAGAAUUACAGACCCUUGUCAAGUGAAUCCGUGUCAGAAUGGAGGUGUCUGCAAGUUGAUUCCACACAUACGCACAUUUGAGUGCUCGUGUCCUGAUGGCUUCUCUGGAAGACUGUGUGAUCAAAAGAGGUGCUAUGAAACCGUACACCUGCGCUAUUAUGACAUUGGAGAAUCUUGGGGACGAAUUCAUCUCCGUAAUGUGGAACAGUGCACAUGUGUGGCAGGGGAAAUCAAGUGUGAAAGAGUCCGAUACACAAUGUGUCGUAAAAACCCUUGUUUCAAUGAUGGAGUGUGUCGACUAAUCACAACCACCAACAAGGAGGUGUGUAACUGCAGGCAUGGCUUUGGCGGCUCAGACUGUAGUGUUGAGCCAGAGGCAGAGUGCUAUAACGGCAGGGGGAAGAGUUACAGAGGACUGGGGAACACCACAGUGUCUGGCACCCGGUGUCUGUCGUGGAACUCAGACCUGCUGCAUGACGAGCUCCAUGUUGGCACGGUGGUUGCAUCGCCCCUCAGGGGACUUGGCGAGCAUGCUUACUGCAGAAACCCAGAUGGGGACAAGAUGCCGUGGUGCUACACACUUGCUGACAAUGCCAUCUCCUGGGAAUACUGUGACAUCCCCUCCUGUGUGAUGCAUGUGUGGGGGAAUCAGCCAGCAUCAAAAAUAUUCAGAAGAGCUUCUUCUCGAAGGAUUAUCCCCUUUAAAAAGCCUAACACUACCAAGAAGCCUGUGUGUGGAAAAAAGCACAAAAAGAGGUUGUCGAUAGCAAGGGGGCGGAUAUUGGGUGGAACUUCAUCGUUGCCGGGUACUCACCCCUGGAUGGCAGCGAUUUACAUUGGAAAAUCUGACUUCUGUGCUGGUACCCUGAUAUCCUCGUGUUGGGUCAUCUCUGCGGCACACUGCUUCUUCCGCAACCCAUUGAAGUCUCAGCUUCGCGUGGUUCUCGGCCAGCAGAGGUUCAACGUAACCGGUCUCAAUACCAGGACGUUUGAAGUGGAACAAUACAUCUUUCCGAAAGAGUUCUCUGUGUUUAAUCCCACUCUACAUGACAUUGUUCUGAUCAAACUGAAGAAGCAGGAGGGGCGGUGUGUGAGGAGAACACCGUUCAUCCAGCCAAUCUGUCUCCCAGACAAAAGCACAGCUUUUCCUGAUCACUACUGCUGCACCAUUAGCGGCUGGGGACACAUGUAUGAGAAGGCAAAGGGGUAUUCCAGUCUACAAGAGGCUGGAGUGAGACUCACUCCUCAUGACGUUUGUAGGAAACCUGAAGUGUACGGCAACCACGUCUCUGCUGACAUGAUCUGUGCGGGGCUCGGCGGCUGUGUAGACGCAUGUCAGGGAGACUCUGGGGGCCCUCUGUCUUGUGCGAGGGAUGAAGUCAGUUUCCUGUAUGGGAUCAUCAGCUGGGGAGAAGGCUGCGGUCGCUCUGAAAAACCUGGUGUUUACACUAAAGUGGUAAACUAUAUCGACUGGAUCAAUUCCGUGAUCAGACGUAAACCUAGAACCUCAUGAAUGGAGAUUAUACCUGGACACUGGCUUUAGUAGAAUUUAAUGUAUUCAGUUUUGUUAUUGUUUAUGGAGGUUUUAUAGGGUAUUUAACUGUGAAAAUAUUUUGACUGAAUAAAGUUUUACUGACUUGAUAAAUCUUUGUCUUACAGACAAAUUCAUAUGUUUUUUUUCUUGACAAACUCUCCCAACUUAAUGUGCAGUUGCUUUUUUUCCCCCCCCAAAGCUUUCAUCUGUCUGACAUGGCUUUUAUUAGUAAGUUUUUUUUUUUUUUUUAUCAUGGAGAUGGAGCUAGUAAAUAAAAUAAUCUAGGGGUUUCAACCAAUAUCACAUUGUGAUUUUUUUUG